GUCCCGCUGCCCUCUCGGUGCGGAAGUGUUGUCCUCCACAGCCGAGCAGCAGCAGCAGCAGCAGAGCUGCCUCUGUUUGGCCGAACACGUCGCUCGUUCCGCCGCAGCUCAUCCCCGCCCGCGCGUCUCUCCGGCCGGGACUUGUCAGCACUCGCCGUGGCCGUGCGGCGUGGCGGUGUUAUGCGAGCACCGUGCGGCGCGAGGGGGCACCGUGUGAAGUGAGUUUCCUUGAAUCAUCUAUAUGGGCCAUCUUCUCUCGAAAAAUGGUUACCGCCUGAAGAAGAGGACCCGCAAGUUGCACCACAGGAAGAAGAAGAAGAGGAAUUGCUUCCUGCAGCUGCCCUGCAUGCUCUGCUUCAUUGUCCACAGCAACAGCAGCGGCGGCCUCGACGACGACAGCGACCACUUGGAGGCCGGAGCCAACGGGAGCAACAGCAUCACAGGAAUCAGCGUCCCCGGCGUGGGUGGCGUCGGCAUCGGAGUGGCGGCUGCCUCGAAGCUCGCCGAGCACUACGCAACGCUCACGUCUCCCGAGGACUGCUCCAAGUUCCUGCUGUCACCGCGGGAGCUCGCUAUCUGGGAGGGCCAAGGGAGGAGCCUCCUGUCGGCUGUCCCUGCCAAGCUGUUUCCACCGCCGGCGCUGUUCCGAACCGCCGGGGUGUCCGUGACCGUGCCCGUACCCGUGCCUGGCUGCCCCAGUGACUACACUGAGAUGGUAGGUGGCAGCGAGGGCACCAAAUCCACUCUGGCUGGUAAAGAGAAGGUGUGUAAGAGGAAGUGCUCAGAGGUGCAGAGGUGCGCGCCCUGUAAGCAGCCGCGCUGCGCCUUCGCCGCCCCUGACGGAGGGCUGGAGAACGGAGGAGUUGGAGGAGGUGGGGGAGAGGCUGCCUCGAAUUCGGAAACCGGGCACUGCCACCUUCCCCUCUGUCCACUCCCCUCCUCCUCCUCUUCCUCUUCCUCCUCCUCCUCCUCCUCACCCGCCGACGGCUGCUGCAGGCCGGGCCUUCACGCCGACUCGCCCCACAGUUCGGACUCGUCCCCCUGCUGCCGGCAUCCUUACGACGACUGCCAGGGGAGAAGUUCUGACGGCGGUGAUCACUCGAGUAUCAACCACCUGCCUUCCUCCAUCCUUCUCAAGGUGCUCUCCCACCUGACAGUGAAGGAGCGCUGUCUGUGUGCCUCUCUAGUUUGUAAGUACUGGAGGGACCUCUGCUUGGACUUCCAGUUCUGGAAGCAGAUCGACCUCAGUGGCCUACAACAAGUAAACGACGACCUCCUGGUGAAAAUAGCCUCUCGGAGGCAGAACGUGACGGAGAUUAACAUCUCGGAUUGCAGAGGCGUCCAUGACCACGGCGUGUCCUCCCUGGCUGCGCACUGCCCAGGCCUGCAGAAGUACACAGCGUACCGCUGCAAGCAGCUCGGGGACGCGUCCCUGUCGGCCUUGGCUACACACUGCCACCUGCUGGUGAAGGUGCACGUAGGCAACCAAGACCAGCUGACGGAUGAAGCACUCAGAAAGCUGGGAGAGUACUGCAGCGAGCUGAAGGACAUCCACCUGGGACAGUGCUACAGUAUCACGGAUGAAGGCAUGGUGGCGUUGGCUGCAGGAUGCCCUAAGCUGCAGAGACUCUACUUGCAAGAGAACAAGCUGGUGACCGAUCGGUCCGUGCGAGCCGUCGCAGAGCAUUGUCCUGAGCUGCAGUUCGUUGGCUUCAUGGGAUGCCCGGUGACCUCCCAGGGCGUCAUCCACCUGACCGCGCUGCGGAACCUGAGUGUGUUGGACCUGCGGCACAUCUCUGAGCUCAACAACGAGACGGUGAUGGAGGUGGUGAGGAAGUGUCGCAACCUCAGCUCCCUCAACCUCUGCCUCAACUGGAGCAUCAACGACAGGUGCGUGGAAAUCAUCGCCAAGGAGGGCCGCAGCCUGAAGGAGCUUUACCUCGUGUCCUGUAAAAUCACAGACCACGCUCUGAUAGCCAUAGGCCAGUACAGCAGCACCAUUGAGACGGUGGACGCCGGCUGGUGUAAGGACAUCACGGACCAGGGAGCCACGCAGAUCGCCCAGAGCAGCAAGUCCCUCCGCUACCUGGGCCUCAUGAGAUGUGACAAGGUGAACGAGGAGACGGUGGAGAGGCUGGUGGUCCAGUACCCUCACAUUGUUUUCAGCACGGUGAUGCAGGAUUGCAAGAGAACCCUGGAGAGAGCUUAUCAAAUGGGCUGGAGCCCCAACACGUCCAACACGUCGUAGCUGCUGCUGGAUCACACCAACACACACAUGCACAUCCACGCAGAGGCCCUUUUGGUGUACAGACACACAUACAACAUUUUUGCAGCUCAUGCACACACACACACUCACAGACAAUGGUUCCAUUCACCAACUUUUCAUUUGGAGAAAAUCUCUCAUUUUAGUAGUUUAAGUCAAGUAUGCUUGGUAUUCUGUGUGUGAGAUGGUUGACCUUCUCCAGCUAUAGGCUAUAAUCAACAGCUUGUCUGAACUUGGACUUGAUAUGACAUCCAACAAUGUGAUGCCGUUUCUUUGACCAAACCCUAAAGUGACCAGUCUGCCCAGCUUUACUCAGUUGAUAGAGGAAGCCUCUUCAAACUAUAAAGCGACCCCUCUCCGUCUGUCUGCACAACCUUUGCAUAUGUUGAGAAUCGUUCAUCCGACAGUCUACUUCACUCUUUGUUCUGAGUUGGAUUGCUGUGACGUCAUGUUUCAAAACUGAAUGGGCAACGUAACCUGCAACAUUCUUGGGACCGGUAAAUGUAUCAGCCACCCGCCGAGGUCUUUCCCACGUGUUUCUUGCUGUGAACCAGAGAGUAUUUCAAAGGUGUUUCUGCCCGUGAGCAGCCCUGGCUUGGUUCUGGGAUCUAACUAAGUCACGGCCGCUGCGAUACUGAGGACUUAAGGAAAGCAAAGUGUGAAGUUGAUUGUAUGACCGUUUCUCGUGAGAGCUGCAACUCCGCCCGCCAAGCAGUCGCCCCGGACAAAAGUACGGGUGCUGCUCCAGGACAUUCAGUGUCCUCCCCAUCACUUACCAGUCCAGGUAAGGAGGCCGGGGGAGGGGUCAGCGGUCUGGUCUUGAAUACCCAGGGAAGAUCCAAACGAACACAUCCUUAAAUCAAGGACAUUCAGCGACGGUCACAGAUUAAGAUUUAGAUUGAAUUUUGUCUCGUGCACGUCGGUCCUCUGCGGCGUUUGCUUCCUUCGUACUGAACUCGACUGCUGUGAGGACCUCGCGUAACACAAAGCAGAGACUUGGAGACCAGUAAAUGACACCUUGCAUGUGAAGACCAGACACUUGAGGUAUUUUGAGGAAUCUGUAAUGUUUAUUUUGUCCAUGUCGUUUUUUUCUGUUUUUUUCCCUGACGUCCAGUACAGUGUUAAAGAAAUCUGUGCACCCAUAUGCUUUGAGAUGUUUUGAGUUGAAGGACAGAGAUCUUCGUUGUGACUUGUAGGUCCAAUCUCAAUGCAAAUCAAUGGCAGGGAAACAGCAUUGAUUAUAUCUAAAAAUAAAAAAAAUAAAAGGCAUGUUUUCAGGUUUUUGUUUUCUGUUUUGUUUUUUUUGUAGCGAUAUUAUCUGCAGAUGACCUGCCGUAUAAGGGAGCCUCUGUAUGACUUGGGAACAAUGCUGUUUUUAUGCCAUACUUUCAUUCGAGUUGACUGUUCAUCACCUUGAGUCAGUAGAGAAUGAAACAGAAGUUGCCUUUACCUGAAAACCCCGGCGGAUGUUAUCAGAUUAUAAACCACCACUACCGGGACGUCGGGUAAGAGGGAACGUUGCCUUAAUGCAGAGUGGGUACUGAAGUUGCCAUCAAUUAGCUAUCCAGACUUUACUGAUGAAAUGUUUAUCUAAUACCAUAUUUCCAUUAUUUGAUAUAUAUAUAUAUAUAUAUAUAUAUACAUAAAUACUGUGUGGGAUUUACUUGAUAUUGGUUUUGAGCAUAUUCUUGUAACAUUAGCUAUGUAGCAAAGCAAUGACGGAUUUAUCUUUCUUAGUGGUUUAGGAUGUAAGAAAAGAAAAAAAACUGGCUGCCGUGGGCCUAUAAGCAGAGAGUUGAUGGAUUUCUAUCUGUCCUAUAGAAGUUAAGUAGUGUACAGUUAAAAAACGCAAAAAACAGGGUAUUUUUCUAUGGUGUGAACCAGCUCUGGGCUCAGCCAGUCACUCAGACAUGAACAAUAGCUUACUGAGCCUCGGGUUUGGAGUGGAACUGUAAACUUUCUAUGGCAUACAGAGUUUUCAGACAAUUAAAAACACCUUCGGUUUACCCGUGUCAGGAUUUAUAGACUUUAACCGGUGUCUCCCGCUGCCUGUUUUUGUUUCGUUUCUGUUCUUUUGUAAUCCUCAUGCACUUUCCUCCCUGCUAGAUGUUGACACACUUGAUUCCUGAUUUGUUAAGGCAACCGUAAAUGACUGGAUUUACAUAAAGAUGAAUAAAACACUACUUCAAGCUUU
This is a messenger RNA of Gasterosteus aculeatus aculeatus (three-spined stickleback), 4457 nucleotides long. It is a transcript of the gene fbxl17, whose product is annotated as F-box and leucine-rich repeat protein 17. The record is from RefSeq and is a predicted model, not a curated record. Gene Ontology annotation, biological process: SCF-dependent proteasomal ubiquitin-dependent protein catabolic process. Gene Ontology annotation, molecular function: protein binding. Gene Ontology annotation, cellular component: SCF ubiquitin ligase complex; cytoplasm. NCBI's taxonomy places the organism in Eukaryota, Metazoa, Chordata, Actinopteri, Perciformes, Gasterosteidae.